AUGGAGUUUACCACGUUGUCAACGAGUGAUGAAGUGCCGCACUCCGGAUCUUGGAGGAGACUGUGGCCGGGGCACUAUGACAAAAUUUUGAAGGGUGAAGCUAUCUAUUUGGCGCAGUUCGCCAAUGGGGGUGGUGGCGCAUGCAAGUAUGUGUUCAAAUCGAAAUUGGAAUGGAAUGGCAUUCCAAAGUUGGUUUAUAGACACUGCAAGGACCAAUUCCCACUAGUGGGGGUAUUGGUCCACUCCGGCCGCCCAAAGGUUGUGGUGAAUCAACAGAUUACCAGUCGAGAUGAUGGUUUGGUGAAGGCGGUCUCUUGGUACUACUCAGUGUCAGGGAAAUACAUCACGUCUAAGUUCUUCUUUGUCACCGACAGGGUCUCGCAGAAGCAGUCGUUGGAAUUUUUGCUGAAGCACUUGGUUGAAAUCAACAAGGUCACGCCCGCGACAGAGCUGGCGCUGGACGACGAGAGUAUACGUCCAAAUGCUUUGAUCUUCAAACCAGAUCGAGUGCGUGAGAUUGAUGUUUCCAAAGAGGAAGACGAGUUGUGGGGCGCUGGAGAAGACAUCGAAUUAUCCGAGGAAGAAAACAUGCAUGAUUGA
Molecule: messenger RNA, 600 nt
Organism: Durusdinium trenchii
Lineage: Eukaryota; Dinophyceae; Suessiales; Symbiodiniaceae
Source: the annotation of a GenBank genome assembly